This is a messenger RNA of Populus euphratica (Euphrates poplar), 915 nucleotides long. Its product is annotated as basic helix loop helix DNA-binding superfamily protein. The record is from RefSeq and is a predicted model, not a curated record. NCBI's taxonomy places the organism in Eukaryota, Viridiplantae, Streptophyta, Magnoliopsida, Malpighiales, Salicaceae. The transcript has 2 exons. Gene Ontology annotation, molecular function: protein binding; RNA binding. Gene Ontology annotation, biological process: RNA modification. The coding region runs from base 1 to 915 and encodes 304 amino acids.
AUGGAUUAUGCAGUUUUAGCCUAUACCCAGAUGGAAAAUCCUAAUGUUUUUGUGUAUAAUGCAAUGAUUAAAGGGUUUGUUCAAAGCUAUCAACCAGUUCAGGCUCUUGAAUUGUACGUUCAAAUGCUAAGAGCUAAUGUUUCUCCUACAAGUUAUACAUUUCCUUCGUUGAUAAAAGCUUGUGGCUUGGUUUCACAGUUGAGGUUUGCAGAAGCUGUUCAUGGUCAUGUUUGGAGAAAUGGGUUUGAUUCACACGUGUUUGUUCAAACUUCUUUGGUUGAUUUUUACUCAAGUAUGGGUAGAAUUGAAGAAUCUGUAAGGGUGUUUGAUGAAAUGCCUGAAAGAGAUGUCUUUGCUUGGACUACAAUGGUUUCUGGUCUUGUGCGGGUCGGUGAUAUGAGUUCUGCUGGGAGAUUGUUUGAUAUGAUGCCUGAUAGGAAUUUAGCUACUUGGAAUACUUUGAUUGAUGGGUAUGCAAGAUUGAGAGAGGUUGAUGUGGCGGAGUUGUUGUUUAACCAAAUGCCUGCAAGAGAUAUUAUUUCAUGGACUACAAUGAUCAAUUGUUAUUCUCAGAAUAAGAGAUUUAGAGAAGCAUUGGGGGUUUUUAAUGAGAUGGCAAAACAUGGGAUUGGCCCAGAUGAAGUGACCAUGGCAACUGUGAUUUCAGCUUGUGCUCAUCUUGGAGCCCUUGACUUGGGGAAGGAAAUACAUUACUACAUUAUGCAGCAUGGAUUUAACCUUGAUGUCUAUAUAGGUUCGGCAUUGAUUGAUAUGUAUGCCAAGUGUGGGAGUCUAGAUAGAUCCCUUUUGAUGUUCUUCAAGUUGCGAGAGAAGAACUUGUUCUGUUGGAAUUCAGUGAUUGAAGGGCUUGCUGUUCAUGGAUAUGCAGAAGAAGCACUGGCAAUGACUUAUUGA